Molecule: messenger RNA, 913 nt
Organism: Raphanus sativus (radish)
Lineage: Eukaryota; Viridiplantae; Streptophyta; Magnoliopsida; Brassicales; Brassicaceae
Exons: 1
Coding region: 188-913 (241 amino acids)
Source: RefSeq, a predicted model, not a curated record
UGUAGAGGACACAGAGAGAAAGGUCUCUUGUGUAUGGGCUCAAGGUCUCGUUUGAGAUCUUGAGAUUGUAAUUGGUUCCGAUAAGCAAUAAUAUAGCACUUGGUUGCUUAUCAAUUGGUGCGGUGAGCGACUCGAAGCAUCGCGACGUUAUCAGUUCGAGCUUUUGAAGCUUUUGGUGACGACGACAAUGGCGUAUCAGAGUUUCGAUGCAACGUUCGAUCGGCUAGAAGCAACGGUUCAAUCAUUCAUGGCGACGUUACAACAACAAUCACCUCGGGCGGAUUCGAUUGGAUUCUUCCCGACUACAAAUCAGCUGAAAUCUCCUACUCAGGUAUCUGUUUCUUCAUCGGAACAAUACGGGAACAGUCCUCCGUUAGGUUAUCGGCAAGUAGCUGAGAAUCUUGAUAAUCAUGAAGAGGAAAGAUUCAUAGAGAUUCCUGUGUUUUCUGGUGAUGAUUUGAGACCAUGGAUCGAUUGGAUGGAGAAUCGAUUUGCGGCGGAAGACUUCACGGAUGAUCAGAAGAUGGCGUUGGCUUACGCUGUCAUCAGAGGAGAGGCUGGGUCUUGGUACAACAAGCGGCGUCCUUUUCAAAAUUGGAAAGAUCUCAAGGAUGCGAUGUUGCUGCGGUAUGGAAACCAUAACGAUCAAGAGAGAAUUGCUUUUUGUUUAGAGCUAGAACAAAGGUGGCAGGAAACAGAGAUGAUGACACCAUCACCAUCGUUCUUGGUAACUGAUUCGAUUCCAGAAGCUGAGGAGACUAACGUAGAAGAAACUGAUUCAUGUUUGGUGAAUGACUGUGAUCAUGACUACGAUGAUAACGAUCAUGACGAUUCUGUUUUGGUGCAAGAUGCUCUACACUAUGAAGAAACCAUUUUUGGUAACAGAGUCUGUUCCCGAAGUCGUCCGGAUUGA